Molecule: messenger RNA, 660 nt
Organism: Lactuca virosa
Lineage: Eukaryota; Viridiplantae; Streptophyta; Magnoliopsida; Asterales; Asteraceae
Source: the annotation of a GenBank genome assembly
AUGAUAGAUCUUCAGGAUAGUUUGGCUCGCCUUCAUCCUUGUGCUGUAUGCAUUUCUAAGGUAAGGGAGUCUCUUGCCCUGAUUCAAUAUGGUGAAAACGACAACUUCACUACUGUAUGGAUAAUGGAGCCUCAUGGGUCUCAAAGAUCGUUUACAAAGCUGUUCACCAUAAAAACUCCACACGACUGUAUAGUGGGAUUUAGCAAAAAUGGCAUACCUAUAAUGCAAGUGACGGAUGAAGCUGAUUAUUAUGGACUGGCUAAACUUGUGGUUUAUGAGCCCAACUCAGAACACAGCAAUGUUCUUGAGAUUUGUGAUAUGCCUUAUCACUUCAGUAUUCAUUCCUACAUGGAAACACUACUUUGCUCUGUUGAUCUGAUUAUUGCAACGGGGAUGAUGUUACUUGAUGUAUGUAUACAAAUUAGCACCUUGUUUAAAAUAUCAAGUGAGGGAAUGACGUUGCAAUUCGACGGUGCCUGUAACUUUGCUGUUGAACGAAUUAGGGCAGUUGCUUCUGAUGGCUUUGUGAAGGUGCAAACCAAGGAAGAUAAGUUUGUGAAGCUGGUUGGUUCUGAUUUGAACCUGACAAAGCUUGGGAUUGGAGCAAUACUAGUAAUUGGAACAAUUUCAAAUGGGAUGGUAAGUUUGAUUAAAUAUUGA